Pezoporus flaviventris is the source of this 1650-nucleotide messenger RNA. RefSeq names its product heat shock factor protein 5-like. The record is from RefSeq and is a predicted model, not a curated record. NCBI's taxonomy places the organism in Eukaryota, Metazoa, Chordata, Aves, Psittaciformes, Psittacidae. The transcript is spliced from 5 exons. Gene Ontology annotation, biological process: regulation of DNA-templated transcription. Gene Ontology annotation, molecular function: sequence-specific DNA binding; DNA-binding transcription factor activity.
CCGCUCCCGUGCCCGGCGGCGCGCGGGCCGGUGCCGCUCCCCCAGCGCGGGCCGUUGGGGCCGGCCCUCGCGCGGCGGCCGGUGCAGGGCGAGUGGCCCGAGCGUCCGUUGGCGGGGAGAGCCAUGGAGGGGCAGCGGCUGCCCGGCGCUGUCGACCCCAAGCGCUUCCCGGGCAAGCUGUGGCAGCUGGUGAACAGCCCGCGCUGCGGCUCCGGGCGCUGCGAUGCCCGUGGCGAGGGGCUGCUCAUCGACCGGCGGCUCUUCGAGCGGGAGCUGCCGGGCGCAGGGCCGGCCGGCGAGGGGGCGGCGCUGGCCGCCGCCUUCUUCAAGACCAGGAACUUCCCCAGCUUCAUCCGGCAGCUCAACCUGUACGGCUUCCGCAAGCUGGGGCCGGGGCCCCCGCAGGGCCUGCCGGGGGGCGAUGCCGGCAGCUCGGCCGGGCCCCUGCUCCACUUCCACAGCCCCCAUUUCAGCCGCGACCGCCCCGACCUCCUCGUCCACCUGAAGCGCCUGACGAGAGCCAAAGAGAAGCUGGCAGCCGGCCUGCAGGUGCCCAGCCGCCCGCACCAGCCCUCUCAGCGCCUGCUCGGCACGGCGCUGCACGGGGACCCGCUGCUGCCGCCCCCGAGGCUCGGCGAGGUGCCAGGCCCGGUGAGCUGGGGACUGGUGACUGGAGGACAGGCUCCUCAACCUGGUGGUCCAGAGAGCUUCUUUGGUUACUCGGACAAAGCGGCCUUGUGCCAGAACCCCGGUGCUUUCGUGCCAGAGCCUUUCCAGCAGACUCCGAUCCCUUCCAGAACAUGGCAGGGCUCUUUUGGGCUGCUGCCAGGGCACCGGGCUUCCCCAGCUAUUCCAGGCCCAGGGGCUCCCUUUCCGGUCCUGCACAAGUGUUCCACAGAGGUCACGUACACUCUGCAGACUGUGUUCUGGCUUCUGCCGCUUCAGCAAGGGGCUCCAGCUGGGGCCGCUUCCCUCCCGCAAGACAGCAGCUGCGCGUCUCCAGGGCAGUGCUCGCAAGCCCCCGAUCCAACGGCAGUGCUGCAGUGUCCUUCACCCCCUGCCCAGGGAGAGCCUCUCGCUGUCAGCGCCAGCGCUGCGGCUGCAGCGUGCACCCACUGCGGCUUUGUGCAGAGUCCACCAGCGCAGCCACCUUGUGCAGCUGAAUGCCUGCCCUGUGGCGGGGCUUCUGGUGAAGAGAAGAUGAUGGAGGAAUUAAGUUUUGAAGCCAUACUUGAGGUUCUGGAUAAGAUGCUUUCACCACCCAACGCUGAAAUAGUGCCAGUGGAACCUGUGGAGAGCGAGAUGUCAACCCCUCAGUCUCUCAGAAGUCAGCCGCUCCUGGUUAGUAGUGGGAAGAGCGACACCCCUUCUGCCGCUGAGGAAAGUGAGCUGGCACCUCUGACUCCUGUGGAGGCAGAGACCUCAUUUCUGAUGGAAGCAGCUGAAGCAUUAACUGCUGCAGAAGGCUGUGAUGGAGAGCUUCUUGCUCCCUAUGACACUGCAUGCGUAGAACGUGCCGCUGCUGCUGAAAUGGCACUAGAAGCUGUGGCCACACAGGAAGCCCCCAAAGAAGGGAGAGAACCACUGGAUCAGUGCCCAGCUCCCCCUUGAAUUGUUCUGGAAGGACUGUUCAGAGGAGAGCAGCCAUAA